Molecule: messenger RNA, 2517 nt
Organism: Chelonia mydas (Green sea turtle)
Lineage: Eukaryota; Metazoa; Chordata; Testudines; Cheloniidae
Gene: PDHA1
Product: pyruvate dehydrogenase E1 subunit alpha 1
Exons: 10
Coding region: 1219-2190 (323 amino acids)
Biological process (GO): pyruvate decarboxylation to acetyl-CoA
Cellular component (GO): intracellular membrane-bounded organelle
Molecular function (GO): pyruvate dehydrogenase (acetyl-transferring) activity
Source: RefSeq, a predicted model, not a curated record
CUCCACACAAAAUAAACUGGUAUCUGAGGGACUGGCUUCAUGUCUUCAAGGAUGACAGAUCAGAUGUGAAAAAACCAAGUAUCUGGUAGUUAAGAACUUGGGAUGGACAUAUUUAGGGAGACUUGGGACCGCAAGGGCUGGCAUCACCCGGCAAAGAGUAAUUGGGCUGGUGAGAGCUAGGGUCAAACCUUAUGCUUGUGGGCCGGCUGCUGGUGUCAGAGAUCUGAACCAUGGCUGCACAGCACCAAGGCAUCCAAAGGGCAGGCAUUAGCCUGGUCUGGGUGGACCCCAAAAUGUCACACCAUAGCAGAAGCCAUGGGUUCCAUAUCCCAAACAUGCAGCCUUUCCCUCAGGUCUGUGUGGAUUCUGGGGAACAUGCAAGAGGGAAUGGGGUAUCCUCUGUAAUUGCUUGAUUUGCUACAGUCCCUGGAGAAUGUGUUCCCUAUGCCACUAGCUACCCCAGGAAGGAGAGGUUGCUUUGGAGCACAGAGAGGGGAAAACAGUUUCAGUAACUUCAGACUCUAUCUGCAGUAAUUUAUGCUCACUUCCUGUUCAGGUUUUGGAAAGUACCCACUUCCCACUCAUCCAGACUGGUGGAAGCUUCCUGCAUGGUAUAAGGGUGGGGAGGGCAGUAUGUUGCAAAGGUGGUGUCCCUUUUGGCAGGCAAAGGGAGAUCCUGCACACAACGCCCUCUGUGUGCUGGUGUACAGAAUAAGACCUGGUCCUAUUGUGAUGGGGUCCCCGGGGUGCAACCUGGACUGUGGGACCGCUGAGCCCUCCAAACCCACCAACCUCGCUUGCCUCUCACGCUGUGAUGCUGAUGUCAAACUAUAAACCUCUGACAGGCACUGCACUUACACAGCCAUCCACAGGCAGGGACAUACCCAACUGACUUACAUGAGUGAUCUCCCAGCCACUCAUGAACCAGCAAUAGAGAGGUUCCAGCCAAUUCUCCGCCCCGCCCCCCCACCAGCUCCCCAGCCUUGUAGCCCAGAACUGUACUAUCUUGCACUGGUCAGAAGCCUGACCAGUGCAAGUUCAUUACUUAGUUCACCACUUCUUCAUAGGAAAGUGGACAUACGCCAGCCUUUGUGACCUGAGCAGAUUUCCCAAGCACUUUAGACAAACUCACUGAAAUGCGAUCUCCAUCUCCUGGAAGAGGGCCCUCCUGUCACAGCAGUGCUGACUCGGGAGGAGGGACUCCGUUACUAUAGGACUAUGCAGACCAUUCGGCGCAUGGAACUGAAGUCAGACCAGUUGUAUAAACAGAAGAUUAUUCGUGGCUUCUGCCAUUUAUGUGAUGGUCAGGAAGCAUGCUGUGUUGGACUUCAAGCUGCCAUGAAACAAACCGAUCACUUGAUAACAGCAUACCGGGCUCAUGGCUAUGUCCACACACGUGGAACUCCUGUCCGAGAGAUCCUUGCUGAGCUUACAGGUCGAAAAGGAGGAUGUGCUAAGGGAAAAGGAGGAUCAAUGCACAUGUAUGGCCAGAACUUCUAUGGUGGCAAUGGUAUUGUUGGUGCUCAGGUUCCUCUUGGAGCUGGGAUUGCCUUGGCCUGUAAGUACUUUGGCAAAGAUGAGAUCUGUUUGACUUUAUAUGGAGAUGGUGCUGCCAAUCAAGGUCAGAUAUUUGAAACAUAUAAUAUGGCAGCCUUGUGGAAGCUGCCAUGCAUUUUCAUCUGCGAGAACAACCGGUAUGGAAUGGGUACUUCAGUAGAGAGAGCUGCAGCCAGCACUGACUACUACAAAAGAGGAGACUACAUUCCAGGGAUAAGAGUGGAUGGUAUGGAUAUUCUCUGUGUGAGAGAAGCAACAAAGUUUGCAGCUGAACACUGUAGAUCUGGAAAAGGUCCUAUGCUGAUGGAGUUACAGACAUAUCGUUAUCAUGGACACAGUAUGAGUGACCCUGGAAUCAGCUAUCGUACUAGGGAAGAAAUUCAGGAAGUCAGAAGCAAAAGUGACCCUAUUACUCUGCUGAAGGACAGAAUGGUUAACAGCAAUCUUUCUAGUGUCGAGGAAUUGAAGGAGAUUGAUGUGGAAGUAAGGAAGGAAAUUGAGGACGCAGCUCAGUUUGCUACCACUGAUCCAGAACCACCCUUGGAAGAAUUAGGCAACCAUAUCUACAAAAAUGAGCCACCCUUUGAAGUACGUGGCCCCAGUCAGUGGAUCAAAUACAAGUCUGUUUGCUAAAAUGAAUGCAGUUUACUCCAGCAGCCUGUGGCCUUUUUGGGAGGAUUAAAUUUUGUAUUCAUAGUAAGAAUGAACUGUUCAUAUUUAAGGUUUGUUUAUUUGGAAGAAUAAAAUUGCUUUCAGCCAAGGACAGCCAAACAUUAUGUAGAAAAAUGCAUGAACCCAUGGAUAAGGAGCUGAAUUAGGAUAAAGCAAUGGUUAUUUAAAUCGCUAUAAAUUUGCUUCAGUGGGUGGUUUUGGAUUGCUUUACUUACGAAAGUUACUCCUCUAAAUGUUUUGAAUAAAAAUCAUGUUAUGUAUGGUAUAUAAAUAUACUGUCACAUGAAA